UGGGCUGGGCGGCGCGCGGGGAACUUUCGCGCCGGCUGCGAGUGCGGGGCCCCGGCUGCGGUCCGGCUGCCAUGGAUCCGCCGGCGGGAGCCGCUCGCCGCCUGCUCUGCCCCGCUCUACUGCUGCUGCUACUGCUGCCGCCGCCGCCUCUCUUGCUGCUGCCGCCGCCGCCCGCGAGCGCCCGGCUCGUCGCUGCCACGGAGACCCCAGGCGGGCCCCCGUGGCACGGAGCCGAGCGCAUCCUGGCGGUGCCGGUGCGCACUGACGCCCAGGGCCGCUUGGUGUCCCACGUGGUAUCUUUGGAGACAGCCCGGGCGGGGGUACGUGCCCGCAGAGCUGCCCCGGUCCAGACCUCCGGCUUGCCCGGAGGCGCUGAGCAGGACCCUGGAGGACGCCUCUUCUACAACCUCACAGUAUUCGGCCGAGACCUGCACCUGCGGCUGCGGCCCAACGCUCGGCUCGUGGCUCCCGGUGCCACUGUGGAGUGGCAGGGUGAGACGGGUGACACCCGAGUGGAGCCUCUGCUUGGGACCUGUCUCUACGUUGGAGACGUGGCAGACUUACCUAAAACCUCCUCGGUGGCGCUCAGUAACUGUGAUGGGCUGGCUGGCCUGAUCCGGAUGGAGGAGGAGGAGUUCUUUAUCGAGCCUCUGGAGAAGGGUCAGACGGAUCAGGAGGCUGAACAAGGCCGAGUGCACGUGGUAUAUCGCCGACCGCCCACUCCCAAGCCCCCUCCUGUGGGCGGACCACAGGCUCUGGACACAGGAGCCUCCCAGGGCAACCUGGACAGCCUCAGCAGAGCCCUAGGUGUCCUGGAGGAGCGCAUCAACAGCUCACGGCGGAGGGUGCGUAGGCACGCUACGGACGAUGACUACAACAUUGAGGUCCUGCUGGGUGUGGAUGACUCCGUGGUCCAGUUCCAUGGGAAGGAGCACGUGCAGAAGUACCUGCUGACACUCAUGAACAUUGUCAAUGAAAUCUACCAUGACGAGUCGUUGGGGGCCCACAUCAACGUUGUGCUGGUGAGGAUUAUCCUGCUGAGCCACGCGAAGUCCAUGAGCCUCAUUGAGAUUGGAAACCCCUCUCAGAGUCUGGAGAACGUCUGCCGAUGGGCUUACCUCCAGCAGAAGCCAGACACAGACCACGAUGAGUACCACGAUCAUGCCAUCUUCCUCACAAGGCAGGACUUCGGGCCCUCGGGCAUGCAAGGCUAUGCUCCCGUCACUGGGAUGUGCCAUCCCGUCCGCAGCUGCACCCUGAACCAUGAGGAUGGCUUCUCCUCGGCAUUUGUGGUGGCUCAUGAGACGGGCCAUGUGCUGGGCAUGGAGCACGAUGGGCAAGGCAACCGCUGUGGUGACGAGGUACGGCUGGGCAGCAUCAUGGCACCCCUGGUACAGGCUGCCUUCCAUCGAUUCCACUGGUCCCGCUGCAGUCAGCAGGAGCUCAGCCGCUACCUGCAUUCCUAUGACUGCCUGCGGGAUGACCCCUUCGCCCACGACUGGCCGGCAUUGCCUCAGCUCCCAGGGCUGCACUACUCCAUGAACGAGCAGUGUCGUUUCGACUUUGGCCUGGGUUACAUGAUGUGCACUGCGUUCCGGACCUUUGACCCCUGCAAACAGCUAUGGUGCAGCCACCCAGAUAACCCCUACUUCUGCAAGACAAAGAAGGGUCCACCUCUGGAUGGGACUAUGUGUGCACCUGGCAAGCACUGCUUCAAAGGCCACUGCAUCUGGCUGACACCAGAUAUCCUCAAACGAGAUGGCAACUGGGGUGCCUGGACUCCGUUUGGCUCCUGCUCACGCACCUGUGGCACAGGCGUGAGGUUCAGGACCCGCCAGUGUGACAACCCACAUCCAGCCAACGGGGGCCGCACCUGCUCGGGCCUGGCCUAUGACUUCCAGCUCUGCAACCCCCAGGACUGUCCCAACUCCCUGGCUGACUUCCGGGAGGAGCAGUGUCGGCAGUGGGACCUGUACUUCGAGCACGGUGAUGCCCAGCACCACUGGCUGCCUCAUGAGCACCGGGAUGCCAAGGAGAGAUGCCAUCUCUACUGCGAGUCCAAGGAGACCGGGGAGGUGGUCUCCAUGAAGCGCAUGGUGCACGAUGGGACACGCUGCUCCUACAAGGACGCCUUCAGCCUCUGUGUGCGUGGAGACUGCAGGAAAGUGGGCUGUGACGGGGUGAUCGGCUCCCGCAAGCAGGAAGACAAGUGUGGUGUGUGUGGAGGUGACAACACCCACUGUAAAGUGGUAAAGGGCACGUUCACAAGGUCACCCAGGAAGCAAGAUUACAUCAAGAUGUUUGAGAUCCCUGCAGGAGCCAGACACCUGCUCAUCCAGGAAGCUGACACCACCAGCCACCAUCUGUCUGUCAAGAACCUGGAGACAGGCAAGUUCAUCUUAAAUGAAGAGAACCACUUGGACCCCAAUUCUAGAUCCUUCAUCGCCAUGGGUGUGGAGUGGGAGUACAGGAAUGAGGAUGAGAGGGAGACGCUGCAGACCAUAGGCCCACUCCACGGAACCAUCACCGUGCUGGUUAUUCCCGAAGGAGACACCCGGAUCUCACUGACGUACAAAUACAUGAUCCACGAGGACUCCCUCAAUGUUGACGACAACAAUGUCCUGGAAGAUGACUCCGUGCGCCACGAGUGGGCCCUGAAGAAGUGGUCUCCCUGCUCCAAGCCCUGCGGUGGAGGGUCCCAGUUCACUAAGUAUGGCUGCCGCCGGAGGCUGGACAGCAAGAUGGUGCACCGAGCCUUCUGCAGUGCCCUCGCCAAGCCCAAAGCCAUCCGCCGAGCUUGCAACCCUCAGGAGUGCUCCCAGCCUGUGUGGGUCACCGGGGAAUGGGAGCCUUGUACUCAGAGCUGUGGGCGAACGGGCAUGCAGGUGCGCUCCGUCCGCUGUAUUCAACCUCUGCACAACAACACCACCCGCUCCGUGCACACCAAACACUGCAACGACCACCGUCCUGAGAGCCGCCGGGCCUGCAACCGUGAGCUCUGCCCUGGGCGGUGGCGGGCUGGGUCCUGGUCCCAGUGUUCGGUAACCUGUGGCAACGGCACCCAGGAACGGCCAGUGCUCUGCCGCACUGCGGAUGAUAAUUUUGGUGUCUGCCGGGAGGAACGGCCGGAGACGGCGAGGAUCUGCAGACUUGCACCUUGUCCCCGAAACAGCUCAGAUCCCUCCAAGAAGAGCUACGUGGUUCAGUGGCUGUCCCGGCCUGAUCCUGAUUCGCCCAUCCAGAAGAUCUCGUCAAAGGACCAGUGCCAAGGCGACAAGUCAAUGUUCUGUAGGAUGGAAGUCUUGUCCCGCUAUUGCUCCAUCCCCAGUUACAACAAGCUCUGCUGCAAGUCCUGCAGCCCGAACCUCGGCCAUGCAGAAGACAGAGGCUCGGAACCUCCCCCGGGGAAGCACAACGACAUCGACGUGUUUAUGCCCACCCUCCCGGGGCCCACUGUGGCUACGCAGGUGCAGCCUUCUCCAGGGCCUCCUCUGGAGGCCCCGCUCAAUGUCUCCAUCGCUAAUGCCACUGAAGAUCACCCAGAAACCAAUGCCGUGGAUGUCCCCUACAAAAUCCACAGCGUGGAUGAAGAGGCCCAGUCUCCCAACCUGAUCCCUCGACGGCCAAGCCCGUACGUAAAGACAAGGAACCAAAGAAUCCAGGAGCUCAUUAACGCGGCGCAGAGAAAAGAGAAGCCGGGAAAGUUCUAAUAAAAAGGAAAGAUUCGCAUCAA
Rattus rattus (black rat) is the source of this 3733-nucleotide messenger RNA. RefSeq names its product ADAM metallopeptidase with thrombospondin type 1 motif 2 (gene Adamts2). Gene Ontology annotation, biological process: proteolysis; extracellular matrix organization. The record is from RefSeq and is a predicted model, not a curated record. Gene Ontology annotation, molecular function: zinc ion binding; metalloendopeptidase activity. The transcript has 22 exons. The coding region runs from base 72 to 3710 and encodes 1212 amino acids. Lineage: Eukaryota; Metazoa; Chordata; Mammalia; Rodentia; Muridae.